CUUAUUGGUAUGGAUGAUGACCAGAUCGGAGAGUUUGUGCAAGACUUUGUGGAGGUUAGGAGGGCGUAUGAUGAAUGGGCCAAUGUCGGUACCUCAUCGUUCGAUCGCAAGGAGGACAAGGUCGAGAACGGCAAUACUCCGACCGCUCAUGUGUACGCUGCCGGUGAUCGACAUGCCCUUCCCGACCGUGGCGUCCACUCGUCAGAGCGCGUCAUGAACGAAAAG
Molecule: messenger RNA, 225 nt
Organism: Acaulospora colombiana
Lineage: Eukaryota; Fungi; Glomeromycota; Glomeromycetes; Diversisporales; Acaulosporaceae
Source: the annotation of a GenBank genome assembly